AUGAGAGGUCACAAAGACUAUGCCAAGCGGCUGGGGCAAGUGAUGUUGUCGGGAAAGGCCACAGCUUACCCGUUCCCAAAAGUAGAAAUCGGCGAGGCCGAUCGUGGAAAAAUAGCUACCCCACAUGACGACCCACUAGUGAUCGAGGUGACAAUUGCCAACCUGAGGGUUAGGCGCAUCCUGGUUGAUACAGGGAGUUCGUCAGAUAUAAUUAGCCUUGAGUGUUUAAAUCAACUGCAGCAUGAUCCCUCAAAAAUAGAGAAAAUUCACUGUCCCAUUAUAAGCUUUGGGGGUAGUAUCAUUCAUCCAGUCGGCAUCAUUUCUCUCCCUCUGCGGAUGGGAAGUAAGAAAGAAUUUCGUCAAAUGGACGUUCGUUUCCUCAUAGUGAAAGAUCUGACUGCUUACAAUGUCAUUUUGGGGCGUCCUACUUUGAACAGGGCAAAGGAUGUCAUCGUUACACACCUAUUGCUCCUAAAGUUUGUUUGUGAUGAUGGGAGCGUUAGCACUAUACAUGGUGAUCAGCAGCAAGCUAGAGACUGCUAUUUAACCACCUUGAGCCCAGAGGCAUGGGGGGUCAGGUGA
Spinacia oleracea (spinach) is the source of this 582-nucleotide messenger RNA. RefSeq lists its product as uncharacterized. The record is from RefSeq and is a predicted model, not a curated record. Bases 1 to 582 code for a protein of 193 amino acids. Lineage: Eukaryota; Viridiplantae; Streptophyta; Magnoliopsida; Caryophyllales; Amaranthaceae. The transcript has a single exon.